GAAUACUUUAGCCUCGUUUCAGCAACGCUGGUUUAGGCCACAGAAUAGGCCAAGGCCAAGUCACUGACAGUUUGGAAGCAUUUUAGCAACAUGGCCAUUGCAAGAUGGGAGACAUUCUUCAAAAAGGCAGGAAUUCCUAAUGGGCCAGCCUCUAAAUAUGCAGAAAUUUUCACAGACAAUCGGAUGAGAAUGGACAUGUUGAAUGAGCUGAAUAAGGAAAUUUUGGGAGAUUUGGGGAUAAAUGUGAUGGGUGAUGUUAUUGCUAUUUUGAGACACAGCAAAAACGUGUAUGCAGAGAUCAGCAGAUCGACAGCUAAUGAAUUCAACGUGGAUGGGGCCAAGGGAACUGCAGCAAAGAAAAAGAAAAGAUUUUACCCACCAAAAAGUCCAGCCCAGGCAAGAAUAAGCCCUCCAACAGCAUCUGUCAGAGAUAAGAGCAGAUCUCCGAUUGGCAUUCCCGUUGCUAAAUCAUCACAAGAUAGAGAUGGAAAGGCGACUAGUUCAGCGGUAGCUCCGAAAUUCGGAACGAACUGGAAUAAGAAACGAAAUGAAAAAACGUUGUCUUCGAGAUUCAGUGAAUUCAAUUCAACACCUGCCAAGAAAAGCAGAGAGUCGAACGAAGUUAUAACUAUUAGCGUACCUAUCGACAAACCCCCAACGACAAGAAAAAUUCCUGAUAGGAGCAGGUCCUCGGAGUCUAAAGAAGCUACCAUAUCGGUGAAAAAAACGGUUUUCGACCGACUUGGAUCGAUAUCAUUGGAAAUUGUUUCCAAGGAUGGUAAAACGUCAACUAGUUCGACGCAAUCCCAAACAAAUUCGGAAAUGAAUACAAGCUCUGUGUUUAGUCGUCUUGGUGAAAGCAAUUUGCUGGUGAACCGCAGCAGACCUUUGAGAUCACAUUCUAGAGGAUUUUCAGAACCUUCGUUGGCCGUUUCGAUGGAUGUAGAUGAUUUCCCAAGUGUUUUGCGCAACACACACCGCACAGCUAGGCCCGUUGAACAUGUGCGACCAUUUCCACGGAAGCCACUUGCAAUGGACUUGGAAGAAAGUAGCCGGAUGAAUAAACCCAAGCGAAAAAUGUCUACCGAUGAAAAGGGACGUAGUUCGCAAACGACUCAAGGACCUGAAAAGUCAGUAUUUUCUAGAUUAGGAUCUCGGUGAAAGAAUCAUUGUGGCUUCUUAACAGAGUAGAAGUCGUUGUUUAUAUGUUAGUUUUCUGGUUUUAGGUAGCUUCAUUUUGCAAAAGGUAGCUGCACUUUCUUGAAAAAUGAAGAUUUUUAUCUCCUAGCUACAAAGAUGACGUGAAUGGAUUGCAGUUACUUGAGGACCGUUCCUCCAAAGGGUAUAUUAAUUGGGGUUGGUAUAGUUAGGAGAAAAACUGGCAAUUUUUUCUGUUUUUCCAUGUUACAAAGCUUGGCCAAUUACUGGCCACCUGUUAGCACGUGAUAACAGUCCACAACCAUCAUGAUGGAACUUGACUGCCAGCAUCUGUCUCACCUAUUCUAACUUAGAUCUUCUUCGUCCCCAACUAAGUCGUGCAAACAAACCAGGCAUUGGUGUAUUCAUCUGAAAUUCAUUUCUUGCAAAUUCGAUAAAAAAAUACUGUACUAUUUUUCUUCUUUUACCAUUAAUCUGUAGCUUUUCAUUGAUAAUGACGUCAUUUGAACGUUUCAAAGUUUCCAAAGUGAUAACUAGUUCCAUAGAGAACGUGUUGUUGAAAUUAAGCAAUUCGCGAAAGGAGAGUCACGUUUAACAGAGUAUUAAAAAGUUAUAUGUUUUCUUGGGUGACAAUGGCAUCAUUUGCAUUAUCUAAAGCCAAAACGUCCCCAUUUUAAGUUUCAUUUCCUCUAGUAAGCCUUUGGCUUCUUCACUAUUUCAAAGAAGGGGAGUAAAGAACACAGCCAUAUUAACUCGUUUCUCGCCAUAAUCUUUUAUCCUGUGAGACACCAGCUAAGAUUUCUAUAUAAUUUAGCCUUCUCGACAUUUUUUCUUUAACAAAAUAUUGUUCUGUUGCAUAAAUUUUGCUUUAUGUUCAUAUAUUCGUUUAGAUACUUGGUUCCAUUUAAUAAUGUCUUUGUAAUUGCGGAUUUUUGUUAUCUUUGAGCCCUAAUGACCGUUUUUCCACUUUUUCCAUGAAAGCCUCUUCCAAAAAGAGCGUGAAAAUACAAAGAUGUUGAAUUUAAAACAUUGUGUAAAACCAAUGAUUUAGAUUUUUUAAAAAUCUUCGUAAAAAUAUAUUAUUACACCUUCAAGCAAAAACGAGAAAAGUUCUUGAAAAUUGAGCAAAAUACGGCUUUUUCGAAGCACUUCUCGACGCCCAUUUUCUUAAGAGGAGGAACUUUUCUACCCCAAUAGCAGGGGGCUCCAUCAAUUGAUUAUUGUUAGUUUUAUAGAGAUAUUUCGUCUAAGUUGUAUUUUGUCUAUGUCUGACACCAUCGCAGCACAAAAAUCAAUUUCAUUGCAAAAAGCGAAUUUAUUUGAAUCAUAUUUUAAUCAUAUACCAAUAAUGUUAGAUUAGAUAUUCUCGGAACAUAUGCCCUAAAGGGAAUAUCUGUCGGAUAUUUUGCAGUGUAACGUGUCCUGAGGAUAUUCCGCAAAAUAAAAAAACCAAUUAGCGAUAAAGAAAGAUAUCCUAUCUUUCUUGGAAUGAAACCAAAUCGAUUUAAUUUUAUUUUGAAUAUCUGCAUGGCAGGAAUACAGACAUCAGAGAUGCCGAGUGUCUUGUGACGUCAUGACGUAACUGUCUUCCAUGCUUCUGGGCACCCUUUUGUUGUUUUCCCGAAGAAGGAAGGUGUAUUGAUUUGGAAUAAACCAAAAAUGAACAUGCGCAUCACGUUCACGAAAACAGUCUUUUCACCAUACUUUCCUGUUCCUUUUUGCAUUAUUUUUUACAGAUUUUACACGAGGGAGGGUGUAGCAAUUAUAGAGCAUCUUCUUUUUCUUCAAUGUUGUCCAUGUCCUCGUUCAUGUUUAGGCCAACCUGUUUGAAAUGGCGCGCGCUUUUUUAAGGACGAAUGAGUAAAGGUUAUCUCCACUAAAGCCUGGUUUCCAUAUGAUCGCAAGGAUCGCCAGCGACGCAAGGGUCGCACAAAUUAGGUCAUGUGGUUUCCAUUUGUCGCAACGGCCGCACAUACUUCAAGCGUUGGCGCCAAAUUUCGAAAUGGUGGGAGCAGAUGACAAUGAAGUGGAAAGAUUUUUGUUGCAGGCUAACUGUUUUUUAAUAAUGGCGCUGCUGAAGAGAGUUAAAGUUAAAGCUAUUUCAAUUAUUCAAUUUUCCCUCGCACCAUAAAGGACUGGAACGUUCUCCCAAACCAUGUUGUGAAAGCAUCACCCAUGGACUCAUUUAAGACACUCUUGUCAACAGUAUAGUAAUAUUUUAAACUAAUUCCUUGAUUAAUCACCUUUUACUGAUUAAUCACCUAGGAAAAAGAACGGUGAAGCAGCAAAUGGGAACAGCUUUUUGAAUUCUAGUUUAUCUCAGAUCCUUUUUUAUACCGUUUGGUUAUAUUUAGGAAAGCUUGUAAUCGUUCCUUAUCUACGGUUUCAUGCGGAUGAAUGUAGUGCACUAACGUCUGUAGUAGUUUUCACAUUAUUAAAGUCUGCUGAAAUAAUACUUGAAUAGAAAUCGACUAUUCCUUGGAAGGAUUUGCAGAAAAUUGGAAUUUUAUAAAGAUUUGAGCACAUCAUCUCUACGAACAAGAAUGCUUAUGAAAUUGAUGUUUAACACCCAGCUCUAGCCUUUAACAGGGGCGGAUCUAGACGUUCGCACCGUUCGCACAUGCGACAGUCAACCUUUUAAAAUUAUACUAAGAAUCCGUCUCGAGAGAGGUUUUUGCUGAACAACAACUUUUUCGCUUAUUGGCAAAUUUCUCAUUUGUUUUUUGAUUCUAUUUACUCGGGAAUUAUGCUUGAGUUAUAUUUGACAAUUGAACACCGUGCAGGAGUAGGAAGAUCCAAGAUCUGAAUCAUGCAUGAUUUAAACCUGGCCAUAAACAGAAGCAAAAUCUUAAACACAAUCUCUAAUUCUAUCUCGAUCUUGAUUCAAUCUGAUUCAAAUCUCAAAGCAUCUUGACUAAAAAACAACAGGGUACCAAUGUAGUUAGAUUAGGGUAUUUCGGUGCACAGUAUGAUUAGUAGCACGUUCGCACCGAUUCGCACAGCUUUUGUUUUAAAAUAUUUAGCCAAUCAAAUUGCUAGAUAGUGCGAACUUCGGUGCACAGUAUGUUUUUUAGUAAGGUCGCACCACUGGGCUAAGAUUAAUCCGUCCUCAUUGCGUGUAUUGUGCAGUUUUGAGCUUAUUUAUGCCUGGCAUGUGUAAAACUAAUAAGUUUUUUUUUUCUUUUUUUUUUUUUUACAAAACUAGUUGUAUAACAUUACUCCCCCCUUUGAAAGACAAGCCUCCUGGCUUGAUCUCUCGAAGGGGAAGAAACAUAAAAGUAUUAUAAGGCAGCACGAAGAAUCAAAUCAAAUAAUUUUACUGAAAUGAGUAAAUCAAGUACCAUCUAAGAAAUAAUGUCCCUGUCCAAGUUUAUUCCGUCCAUACGGUUCUCUACCCGAGGCUAUAACAACAUUAUGUACACGUAAAGGUCCUUCUCUUCUUUUAGUGUCAAUCAAAUUUUUUUCAUAUGUUGUGGCUAAUAAACCCUCGUCAACUUCCAUUGGUUUUGAAGAAAGCAGUCGCGUCACCAUUGGUCGUGAUAGUUUAUGUGACUCCAAUUCAUUGACAAUCUCCUCCAAUUUCUUAACUCGAGUUUGAAGAUCUUGAAAGUGUGGCUCAUUUCUUUUGAUGUUGCCAAUAAAGGUAACCCGAGGUCGCUCUUCAGCUACCGAGGCAACAAUCACAGGUUCAUUUUGAUCACACUUCUCCUGGGAUGCUAAAGAAAAUUUCCUGUCCCUACAAUAUUUGGCAACGUGACCAACGCGCAAACAACAAUAGCAAAUGGGCUGGCCAUCUUCAGCACGAUAGACAUUAGUUCGAUUCACGAAGAAAUUUCUCCCAUUCUCCUCUGCCAACCUCACCCUUUCGGCCAUGUGAGAUACAACGGUCUUUAUAAUAUCCAACAGAAUUUCUCUGAAUUGUUCUGUUGAAAUCAUUUCCAUUUUUUUUCUGCGAAUUCGUCACGUCGUGGUCACCAAUGUAAAACUAAUAAGUUUUUUUUUUUCUUUUUUUUUUUUACAAAACUAGUUGUAUAACACAUGGGCAAGUUUUUCACUGGAGAAAAGGAAUUUUGUGUUAUGGAGUCGGCUGGCUACAUGUAAAACGAAUACGUUAAACCUGGUAAUUUGGAAGACAAAGGUCGCUAGAUUUUCAGAGUAACAUUCGACACGGGAUGUUUUCAAGUUUCGAUGUUCAUUACCUUCUCCAUGGAUCGAGGGCCUACUAAUGUCAAUAAAUGCACUGGACUGGGGUGAUAAUCAGUGGGCGGUACCUGCGAUUUGGCUCUGGCGAAGAAAUAAUGUUCAGGACGUUGGCAGAGAAAAAUUUUCACUUAGACAAAACUUUCAAAGUGAAUCUUUUCAAUGUGGAUUUUCAGUUCUUUAUCAGCUUUCAGAUAUUUCCGGGUAAUGUUUACUUGCUUGGGUGUUCCCCUGAAUUCGAAGGGGUUUCUUCGGAGUAAAAUACAUGUUUACACGCUGAUUUGGUUUAGCUAUUAAAUAAUAUUAGUUAUUAAUGCAGGUUUUAUGAAUAUUUGUGUAAAUUUGUUCUAUUUGGUUAGUUCUGAAAAUUCAUUGCAAUGAUGUUUUUCAGUUUUUCGCGUGGCUUGGUUUGUCAUCGUAUACCAUAAACAAAUCGAAAAAGACGACUCGAAUUUUUGCCUGAUUAUGAAAGGAAAACCGUCAGUACGCUUUCUUGCUUUACGCUUGGCUAAGAAACAACACAAAUGAUUCUGUAGUAUCAAUUGAAAACUCAGAUAAAGAAUGAACAACAGUUUGGCCACGUUCUAAAUAAAAGCCAAUUUAAUGUGCGUGUCGAUUGAUCAAAUGAGAAGGGGGCGAAUAUCCUCAAAAACCAAGGGGUGUGGUCACGAAUGAUAUUUCUGACCACACCCCUGUGUGCGACAGUCAGAAUAUAUUCUAGAUCCGCCCCUGGCUUUAAUACCUCCACUCGUAUAUGUAGAUCAAUUUCGUUAUGUGAUGUAGCUCGGUCAUUGAGACUAGGUCAAAAUACAUUGAAUAGUGACAGGAGUAUGUAACAGGAGUAAAUGACAGGAGUAUAUGACGAAAUAUAUAGAGUAUGUAAAAAUAGCAUGCAACAGGUGUUUGCACGGCACGUCGCUCUGAACUCUUUUUUAAUAAGAGUUAAUCUUCAAACCAGAAACUAGAAUUGCGAAAUUCUGCAAAGUUGUAGCGUGUGCAGAACAAAACAAGUUCUUUCCCUGUAAACCAGUUUUUGAAAGGAGGCAGCCUCGCAGAACUCAUCUCAAAUGUCAUAAUGCUCGAGGGCUCAUUCAUGCAACAGAUUGCGCAAUCGAGAUUUAUGGGAUUUGAGCAAGAAAGUACCUCAAAUCGGCUAAAUAAAAGCCAAUUAACAAACACAGAGAUUUGUUCGCAACUUCACACAGAUUGCCGCGUUAUAAACACCAUGUCCAAUGAUUGAUGAUUCAAAUCCUAACCCUAACGUUGGUCGGAAAAUUUCAAGAUCGUCACAUGUUUUUCAAAAACUUUGAGAAAUAAUUUCCAUCAUGGCAGCAUUGGUUAGGAUGUUUGGGGGAUCUUUACGGUAAAGGGUCGUCUCCAAGCAUGAAAGGAGAUCUUUAUCGAGGACAUUUUCAACACUGUAUCGUUUCUCAAUAAGUAUUCAGAAAUAUAUUUCACAAGGUGGGUCGCCCUAUGCAUUUAAAUUGAAACAUAAUAUAAAAAAAGAGGACUUUAAGAGCGGGGUUAAAAUUCUACAAUGAAGGGGGAACUUUCUGCAAUUCAGCUGUAUUCUGAUACUUUUCACUAAACUCUGACUAAAUGGAUACUUUCUCACGAAAGAAGCGCUAAAAUGCGGCGCUUUUGAGAUCGAUGAAAAAGGAAUUAAAAUUCCAGGAGUAAUCCACGUGAACCAAUCUCUUUGAACGGCGCAUCCUUGUGUUUGAAUAACACAAGUACUGCCGCCCAAAAAUAGUUGUUGUCAGUGGUGUCGUGGAGGGGGGCUCAGUCUGCCUUAUUAAAAUCAAGAGAGAUUUUGGGAGGGCCCAGCCCCCCUUUAACAAACCAUUGUAUGUUUGGCUCGGCAAAUUCUUUAUUUGAAAAUGUAAAUUCAAACUUUAUUAUGCUACUGAUUUUCCGUCAAUGAGGAAUUUUCUAUCAAUCUCUGUUUGUGUCCGUGAAGCUUAAAUUAUUUAUAACACCCAACAGAUAACCUUCAGAGCACAAGCAUAUACACUCUUUUUUAUAAGAACCAGUAAAUUUGAGUUCAGGCUGAUUGUUCUUAAUUUUUCCGAAAAUUUGAGGCUGGAUUGUUCUUAAUUUGUUCUUAAAUUUAUAGGGUAUAAGCAGUGCGAUUUCUAGUUUUUCAUUCUGGGGAGGUGUUCAGGCCUCUUUUGCCAACAAAGUGCAUAGAGACAAACUUAAUUUGCCGCCAUGUUUUAAUAUUCACCGAAAAAGCACCCACACAUGGCUGAAAAUCCUCGUUUUUGAGAUAAAACGUUGUUCAAAAUUUCAUUUUACAGUAGCUCAGCCUCAGCUUGUUCUAAAUUUGUUCUUAAAUUUUGACCCAUUUUGAGGCUCGUGUUCUUAUAAAAUUGUUCUCAUAAAGAAAAGAGUGUUGGGUGUGACCAUAGAUGUGGUCCUGGGAGUUCUCUACAGCACAACCCCCCUUCCUAGCCUUUUAGAGCGGCACAUUUGGUUGUUGUAUCAAAGAUGAUUCUAUUAUCAAAGAUAUGCCUCCUUCUGCGUUUGAAGAAGCUCUUUGGGAAACAUGACAUAUGUUCAGACCAAAUCACUGAAGCGUGAUCAGGGUCAGGAAUUUGUCACUUCGGACAGAAAGGAAUGUAGUUGUGUCAGAGAAAGACCACUGAGGACAGACCACUGCAAGACUUGUAAUGGCCUCUGCCAAAUUUUCUUUAAAUGAACGAUAAUUUCAACUAAUACAAAUUCCAAAGAAAUUCAGUGCAAGAUGUUAUUCACUGAGAACUACUUGAACUAUGUAAAGGAAGUGCCCUCAGACAGUUGGAUGGAUUAUGAGGUUCUGUCAAUUGAUGAUCUUGCUCUUCUCCCAAGAAAGCUGUCAUUCUCCGAAACUAGUUCAAAUGGUAUUGCUAGUCACGAUUCUGGUCAUGAUAGCUACCUGGACGAUGGGACUGGGUACUCCGGAGAUGACGAGGAAUCUGUGAAAUGUGACCUGUGCCUAAAUGGCCAAGGGAAGGUUAAUCAGUUCAGUGACGGAAAUGUUCGAAAGUCAAAGCGACAUCGACGUAGUAGAAAAAAUAGGAAUAAACGCAGAGCAAAGAAAUCGAAUAAGGAAAAGGAUGUUAUUGUUUUGAGGGAACUUCCGAGAAAUGAUAAUUUUGAGUUUGAAGGAGAGAAAAAAGUGGAAAUGAAGUGGACACUAGAGUGUUUUAUGGAUGUCAGUUUGAUGCCAAAGUUAAAACGUGUUAUCAUUGAUCGAGGGAGGCCUGAAGACUUAGGAGUGGACAAUUUGCUGGUUUUUGACGAAUCCUCGGGGUAUUGCAAAAUUCAGGACUGGAGGCAGAACAUGCUACAGCAACUGGGUGCACGCAAUGAGCAGCAAGUGAAAGCAUUCAAUCUGCUACCCAGCUAUACAUCAUGUGAUUCUUGUGCUGAACAAAGACAGAAAGAAAUACAGGAUGCCUUAGGCCAUGAUCGCGGUUUUUGUAUUGUCGGGGAGACGGGUUCUAAUACGCUUUUAGAAGCACAGAAGAUAUCAAAUGGCAAUGACACGAAGCAGUACUGGAGGAGAAGAAUAAUUAAUGACUUAAAACUAAAUAAUUGUCGUGCACAGGCGUGUAUGCGGGCGGUAAAAAGGGACAGGAUCUUAACAACGUCAUACCCAUUUACCAGUCGGAGGCGAAGAAAUCCUAAGUUAGAGAAAGUCGACGAAGAGGAUUGGGAAGUAUACGAAAUUAUUUCUGACGAUGAAUUUUUGGAUAUGAACAAUUUUAUAUAGAUUCACUUUGAAUGGGUAUAUUAUUAUUUAUUUUCGUUUCUCAAGUAUUUGUUUCAGAUAGGUACCAAUGGCUUUUGCUGCACCCAGUUUAAAAGCGUGCUUUGAGUAUAGGCCACGCAAGCUAAAAACCUCUACAGAGCAGCUUUUCUUUUGUAACAGGUAAUUUAAGAGGAUUUCAUAGACGUUUUUUGCCUAGGACACAUUUAUAAAGCUCCUCAUUUAUAGACUUCUUCAAUUUACCGUUACAAUAAGCAGUACUUUUGAAAUAUUUUUCGCUGAAUAACCGCCCCCGAGACAUGUGUCUUCAGCCGUGAAUUUUAUGGGAGAGAUGAAAAAUUUGAUGCAAAUCCAGGCACUGUUCUCGAGCGAGUGUAACAAUUUUCUCUUUUACAUUGUCUCAUCUUCAAUCUCAAACAAAAUCAAAUCCGGAUGAAAAUGUUGUAUCCAAGAAGCCAGACUGAUUGUCGAAGGUCGAAAGCUUCUUAACUGUUGCUGACCAGAGAAUGGUGCUUGAGAAAUCAAAGAAUACAUCGACUGCCUUUCAAGGCUACCUACGUCAUGACUGAUGGCGGCAGGAACUGCCAUCCUUUACCAACAGGGAGACCUUAAGGUGAUUCAAAAUGUGUAAUCUGGAGAAUGAUGCCCGUUCUACUUUUGCGAUAUCUCCGUUGUACAUGUCCAAAUUCCCUUUUUUGCAGUUAUAUGAAAUGUUCCUUAACAUUAUCUAGUAAAUACUGAAAAGUGCUAAUAAAAAAUGGAAAGUAUAAUAAAGUAUCCCCUGCCUUGCCCUGCCGAUUCAAUUUUAGGCCUGUUUUGGUAGUUUGUUGUGCGUUAUAUGGAUUCUUCGGUGUGAUGCUGGCAUUUCACCAUUUCUUAUCCUAAUUCCGACGUACAUUGUCAUCUGGCCUAUCCACAAACACGUGACAAAACCAGCAACGAGUGCUAUUGCUUUUUUUGCUAAUUUUUUUGGAAUCGAUACAUGAAUGCGAUUGUUGGCAAGCAGCAUCCUUGAAGGAAUAUCAGCAUAGUCAUGGGUUGAAUUAUUUGAAUUUGGAUCUAGGUAGAAAUACAACCAAGAGUGUUGUGACGAAGUCUUGUCAGUCUGCUCCGUUCCUUCCCCAAAAACCCGAAUGGCUAUGUGCCCAUGUAGCAAAAAUCUGCGCCCGCAUACUUAUGGAUUCCCUGUCACAAUCGACUGCCUGGGUCAUUGUGUUCGUUCUGGAUAAGGCUUUAUGUGAAUGGUAUACUUUGCCAAUGAACCUUUAACGAAUAUUAUAAUCUUCGUAACUAACCUGGGACUGUUUGAAAGCAGGCCUAAGAAUGGCGAUCGAAUUUUCUCUUAAUGACACCUAUUAUUUGUUUGGUUGCUUAUGUUUUAGUGCUUGACAUUAGUAUUAAAUAGCGCAAUGCCAGGCUUCCUAGCUGUGCCAAUAAUAACAAAUUGUUAAUUUUGUAAAUAUUGAUUUUAAGUAUCUCUUAAAAGUAUGUUUUGUGCUUUGAAAAGAAUUAUUACUACUAACCCUUACCGAUAAACACAAACGCCUGUAUUUUGUUUUCUCUUUUAUUUUAAAUAACCUAAUUUUGAAGACUUCAGCAAA
This is a messenger RNA of Rhopilema esculentum, 10713 nucleotides long. RefSeq lists its product as uncharacterized. The record is from RefSeq and is a predicted model, not a curated record. Gene Ontology annotation, cellular component: nucleus. NCBI's taxonomy places the organism in Eukaryota, Metazoa, Cnidaria, Scyphozoa, Rhizostomeae, Rhizostomatidae.